Messenger RNA from Dermacentor albipictus, 10774 nucleotides. RefSeq names its product metabotropic glutamate receptor 5-like. Lineage: Eukaryota; Metazoa; Arthropoda; Arachnida; Ixodida; Ixodidae. Gene Ontology annotation, cellular component: plasma membrane; postsynaptic density membrane. Gene Ontology annotation, biological process: G protein-coupled glutamate receptor signaling pathway; regulation of synaptic transmission, glutamatergic. Gene Ontology annotation, molecular function: adenylate cyclase inhibiting G protein-coupled glutamate receptor activity; G protein-coupled receptor activity involved in regulation of postsynaptic membrane potential. The record is from RefSeq and is a predicted model, not a curated record.
AAAUGGUUGCGCGGCUGGCGGCCUCAUCCGUCUCAACGUUGCACGAGCUCGUGAGCAGCGCGCUCGAGCUCGUGUUUUUCCACCUCUCUGGUGCGAUGCCACACAUAUGCCUCGUCGGGGAAGACGAGCAAGGACGCUUCAGGCCCCUUGCCGUAUGCGAGCACUGGAAAAGGAAUCAGCGGUAUGCGUUUCUUUUUUUGUGUGUGUGUGUCAACGAGCAAGGAAGCCGGGAGGAAGCAUAUAGUAUCUCGGCGCUGGCGUGCGGCUUCCACUGCCGGCCCUGGGCCGUGCCGAUUCGCCCGUCGUGCGAGGUUCCUUCACCCUCGGUCCUUCUCGCCCGAGUUGUCGAGGGCAGAAGGGAGGGGAGCGGAGUCACAUCCCGUGUUUGUUACGCGUCCGGCGACCCACGCGCUAUAGCGCCGCUGCGACGCGAUGGGCGCGGACACUGCUGCGCUUCGGCGGUUGCGAUUCGUCAAGGGCUUCAUCGGCAACAUUGGCAAGCUCAUGGGCGCCGCAAACCAUACCACCAGGCUAUGAAUGAUCGCUUUUCUGAGAAGAGAAGGAGAGAAGAGUCUCUGCCUGCGCACGGGCUUCGCAGCACCACGCCGGUUUCGCCCACUGCAUCAUCCUGCUAGUUCUCGAACUCACCGAACGUCGUGGAAUUUAAAUAGCGAAACUGCUCACGAAAGAUGUGAGCUGCGGCGAGAGGUCCGGGGAGCGUAACGGCAGGCGAAAAAGAAAAACCCAAACUGCAGCAGUCGCUGCGUGACGCCUAGCGCAGCAAGAUCUUUCGCCGCUGGCAGCGCGCUUUUCCGGCUUUUGUGAGGCAUCGCGCGACAUCGCCACUGUGCAGCGAACGAACGACGUCGACACGCGACGACCCCAGCCCGCCGCCGGGCAGCGGAGCAGCGCCUAGCCUCCAGUUCGCGUUAGGCUACGUGUUCCCUGCUGCAAGCGUGUGUGCCUGUGCGCGUGCUUCUUGUGUUUUGAUUCGCAGCGAUAGCGAAGCGUGGUGCGCGCAUCGUCUUGUGUCGUCUGCUGCAGGGUCUCCGUCUGCGAGGCAGUGCAUGCGCGUGCACCGAGUCGUCUGGCUCGUUCUGCGGUGGUUUCUGCUGCGCGCGGCAUCCUUUCGUAUUUAGUUUCGACGGGUGUAGUUUGUUUUCACUUUACGGCUGUCGAAACCUCCGACGAACUUCUGUGUGUGUUUGUGCGUGUGCCAUUGCCCCUCUUUUUUUUUUCUUUCUGUCAUCUUUGUUACCUGCUCCAUCCAUCAUUUCGUCGUUGACAUUGAGUACACCAGGACUGACUUCCUUUACCGCGGCGUUGACGUGAAGCCGGCGAAGCGCCCCGGCAUUGGCCUCACGUUGUUCCGGCUUACCUUGACCUCGACGAGCACCGGAUGACGUAACUGGCGGCGGUGUUCGUGGCUCCAUCACCACCACCCCGAUGCCCUCUGGCGGUGGAGGGACCGCCGGCUCGAGCCGGUGCGGCGGUCCGGCGCGGGAACGCCGACGCCGGCGACUACGCGGGGCGCCCUGACCCAGGCCGCCGGGAACUGCCGCCGCCGAACACAUGUGCCCGUGCACUAGCCGCCGAGCACCGGCAACGCUCCGGCGCACGACGCCGGCUAGGUGGCUGCUGCAGGUCUGCGUGCUGCUGCUGCUUCUGGAGAUGGCGGCCGAGCGGCACGGGGCAUUGGGUGCCGUGCCGCUCAGCUCCCAGCGGCAGACCGGCAGCAUCCCGGGGGACUUCAUCAUUGGCGCCCUCUUCCCCGUGCACCAGUCACCGGACGCCAAGAACGCGCAGACGCGCACCUGCGGAGAGGUCCGCGAGCACUACGGCAUCCAGCGCGUGGAAGCCUCUCUGCACACUAUCGACGACAUCAACCGCAAUGAUGCGCUGCUGCCCAACGUGACACUGGGCAUCGAGAUCAGGGACUCGUGCUGGUAUUCGCCCACAGCGCUCGAGCAGAGCAUCGAGUUCAUCCGGGACGCCAUCAGCGCCCAGGAGACGAGCGGAGUCAGCGGGCAGAACCUCACCGAGUUGCCCCCCGCCUGUCCCAAGGGACCGGCGAGACGCGUCAAGAACCUGGUGGGCGUCAUUGGGCCCGGGUCCUCUGCUGUCACCAUACAGGUUCAGAACCUGCUGCAGCUGUUCAACAUCCCGCAGAUCGGCUACUCGGCCACGUCGCGGCAGCUGAGCAGCAAGCAAUUCUUCAAGUACUUCCUGCGCGUGGUGCCUUCCGACCAGUACCAGUCGCAGAUGAUGGUCGACACGCUGCUCAUGUACAACUGGACGUACAUCUCGACCGUCAACACAGAAGGCAACUACGGCUACAACGGCAUCGACGAGUUCACCAGCCGGGCCAAGGACGCCGGGAUAUGCGUGGCCAACUCGCACGCCAUACCGACGGAUGCGGACGACGAGGACUACAAUGCAGUAGUGCGCAGUAUCGACAAGUUCGGCACUGCCCGCGUGGUGGUCUGCUUCUGCGAGGGAUUCACCGUGCAGGCGCUCAUCAACGCCACCGCCAGGCUGAGGGUCGCCGGGAAGUACAUUUUCUUCGGCAGCGACGGCUGGUCCGACCGGCAGGACGUGGUGAAGAACCAAGAGAAGGCGUCCGUCGGGAGCCUGUCCAUCCGCUUCCACGCCAACUACGAUCACGACUUCGACCGCUACUACUUCGGCCUGAACCCGUUCAGCAACGUGCGGAACCCGUGGUUCAAGGAAUUCUGGGAAGUGCGCUUCAACUGCUCCCUAGGCGUCGGUCCGGGCUCGGCCCGCUACAACCGCACCUGCACCGGCAAGGAAGAUCUUCGGGAAGGUCACAAACAGGACACGAAAGUGGAGUUCGUCAAGAAAUCUAUCUACACCAUGGCAUACGGCCUUCACAACAUGCAUCGCGACCUCUGCCCCAACACCUCCGGCGUGUGUCCAGCCAUGGUGCCCGUCAAUGGCUCCGUCUUUUUGCAGUACCUCAUGAACGCCACGUUCGCUUGGAACAACGAGACAGUCUUCUUCCACGAGAACGGAGACCCGCCAGGGCGGUACGACCUGAUGAACUACCAACAGCUGGGUGAGCACCACUACGACUACGUGCAGGUUGGUUCGUGGGUCAACGGUGAGCUCACCAUGACUGGCGAGGUGCAGUGGCACCAAGCACAACGAAAGACGCCGCCCGUCUCCAUAUGCUCGCUACCCUGCGAGAAGGGAAAGGUCAAGAGCAUCCACUCGGAAACGAUGAAGUGUUGUUGGAACUGUGUGGCCUGCAAAGAGAAUCAGUACGUCAAAGACGAUUACACCUGCUUGGACUGCGAGAGGGGUUGGUGGCCCAAUGAGAACCUCACGGGCUGCGUGCGCAUCCCGGAGGAGUACAUCCACUGGACUGACAGCCAGUCGCUGGCAGCCAUGAGCAUAGCCUGCCUGGGCCUGAUGGCCACGCUGGCCGCCAUGAUCAUCUUCAUCCGCCACAACGACACGCCCGUGGUGAAGAGCUCGACGCGCGAGCUGUCCUACAUCAUACUGGUCGGCAUGUUCCUGUGCCACGGGACCACGUUCGCUCUGCUGGCCAAGCCCAGCGCGCUCACCUGCUUCAUCACGCGCGUGCUGCCCGGCCUCAGCUUCGCCAUGAUCUACGCGGCGCUCGUCACCAAGACGAACCGGAUCGCCAGGAUCCUGGCCGGUUCCAAGAAGAAGAUCAUCACCAAGAAGCCUCGAUUCAUGAGCGCCACCGCCCAGGUGGUGAUCACGUGGCUGCUCAUCUCCGUCGAGGCGGCCAUCAUCGGCGCCAUGGUGGUGCUCGAGCCGCCCGACAGCAUGUUCGCCUACCCGACGCUGGACCGCGUCAAGCUCAUCUGCAACACCACCACGCUGGGCAUCAUCGCGCCGCUGGGCUUCGACUUCUUCCUCAUUGCGAUGUGCACGGUGUACGCCGUGAAGACGCGCAACGUGCCGGAGAACUUCAACGAGGCCAAGUUCAUUGGCUUCACAAUGUACACGACUCUGGUGAUCUGGGCCGCGUUCGUGCCCAUCUACUUCGGCAGCAAGCACAAGGUGAUCACGCUCUGCCUCUGCAUCAGCUUCUCGGCCGAGGUGGCCCUGGUGCUCCUAUUCAUGCCGCGCGUCUACAUCAUCCUGUUCCGGCCGGACAAGAACAACCGCAGCGCCUUCACCACGUCCAAGGACGUGCGCUGCCACAUCGGAUACAUGAACUCGAACAUGGCCGCGGCCACGGCCGCCGGUGCCUCGGCCGUGUCCAGGAACUCGUCGCACUCGACGUCAGAGUUCUCCAUGGAGUCUCCCAGGAACCACACCGCGGAGACGGUGAUCAAGCCGCCGCCGACGCGCUCCAAGAGCCUCAACCUGCUGGAGCGGUUCCGGGCCAGCAAGCAAGACCGCAUCAAGGCCAGCGUCGCGCAGCACAUCCGCGCGGUGCGCGCCGCCGAGGCGCUCGACCGGCGCACCCACCUGCGCCACUCGGUCGAGCCGCUGUUCGGGACGUCGCCCAAGGUGCCCGCGCAGCGCACCUCCUCCGACUCGCCGCCCGGCGCGCACGAGCGCCGGAGGCUGGUGCAGCAGCAGCAGGCGGCCGUCGCGUACGGCGCCGCCUCGGCCUCCAAGCGGGAGGUCUCCUGCCAGACGACCGACGACCUGGUCGAGAUGUGGAUGCCCUGCCUCCGCAGGCGCAUCGCGCGCUCCGAGACGCUCAUGUCGACGCUGUCGCCCGACGACGAGGACGACGUGGCCUCCGGUCUGCGGCACCGGAAACUGUGCCGCCACGUGCCCUCCGUCAGCGACGACGAGGUGCUGGACGUCGUGUUUCGCGGCGGCAGCUUGCAGCAGCAGCAGGAGUAUCACCACCACCAUCACCACCUGCCCGGUGGUUCGGUCAGGUACGGCCGCAGUGGUUCCGGCGGUGGCGCUUCGUCGGCGGCUUCGGCGUUCAAGAGCGACGAGUCCCUGCUGGAAGGUGCUUCCUCCAUCGUAGAGGAGAGUGCCAGCAGCGGCAGCGAGGACGCCGCCGUCUACAAGAACAUCAUCAUCAGCCUCGGCAGCCCCGACGCGGUGCGCGUGCGCCAGACUCCCGCGUCUCCAGUGAUAACGCCCCGCCGCGGGAGCAGCGGGGGCAGAAGCGCAAGUAACGGCGAAGACGUGACUGCCGUCGAGUCCACUUCGUCGUCCCCGUGGGCCGAGGUGUCGGCCCAACUACUGCUCAGGUCGUACAACGGCAAUGCUCAAGGGACCGGUCAGCAGCCCGUGUACUGGGCCGGCCCAUCGUCAGGAUGCUCAGACCAAGAACGCUUCGGCAAGUGAGCCCCUCGUCCCGUUCAAUGCCCUUACUGCUGUCGCUACGGUAGCCAUCUCAAGGCAGUGUCGAGUGCUGUGCCGAGGUCGGUGUGUUUUGCUUUCUACUUCGUUUCUGUCAGCGCGUCCCGGGCUGCUUCGUCCUGCGGCGAAACUUUCUACUCUCUCGUGGCCAGCUUUCUCAGGCAACGUGCGGGGCCUCGAUCCGGAGAUUUUCCACGCGAAGUCCGCAGUUUCGGAGCUGCACCUCUCCUGGCAAACGUGCGAAUCGCUACGGCAGCGGACGACAGGUGGCUCUGCUACCACUGCCCAUAUGUUGGUAUUCUUUGUGUGUGUCUGUGCAUGUGUGUGUGUGUGUGUGUGUGUGUGUGUGUGUGGCGCAGCAGGAGCGUUCCAGCCAAAGCGAACCGCGUCGUAGUUGAGCCGGUCACAGAGUCGUUUUUCCUCGGCUCCCACGCCUGUCUUCCUGUUCCUUGUGAAAGCCUGGGUGACAUCCAAGAACCUUUCCCUGCACUCUCACAGAUGUGGCCUCUGGCAGCGUCAACGACGCAGCCUAUCGAGGUCAUCCGUGGGUUCGCGCUUUAGUAUAGGCGAGUAGCCGUGAACGGCGCAUAGGGAGUCUUGUCCGUGGGUGGUGCAAAAUGUUUACAUCGUUUUCUCUUUAUUUACUCAACAUCGUCUCUGACCGAGAAGAUGCCGCCAUUUAGCCAUCCUGUUUUAUCACGUAGUCUAGUAUGCGGAGUUCUCAUAACCCCGAUACAAACCCAUCAUGCACAGACGAGCUCUGAAACUCGAGCGGUUUCAACUUCUUUUGUUUAGCGCACUCCCUGUAACGCCAGUGAUGUUCACUCCUUCCAGAGCCGACACGAGAGGUCUACCCUUGUUUAUAUGUCGUUCUGAGCGUUUUCCUUCAUUUUACCAUACAUUCCUUCUUCCGUGUCCUCAUACGCGAAGAAACGAUGUGCAUCACUUCUUUUUAUUGCUGUUAACAGGAAUAAUACCAGCGAAAAAGCAGCUCUUCACUAUUUAAAACAUUCCCAAAGUUGCUUGACAUUGGUUGAUACGUAGUUGGCAUGACGUAGAAUACAACAUUGCCUGCAAGGGCCGGAAGGGGCAAAAGCUGCACUUUAUUUUGCUUGGUGUUCCACUGCUCUUAAUUUUUUACAGCUAGACUUUCACGUAUCAUGCUUAUUUAUUCUCGCUUAUUAAAACGUCCGUAUUUAUUUCUGAAAACACUUUCCAGAAUCGUAACAGAUGAGUUGAAAAUCAAAAUAACUGAGUAUGAAAAUAAUUUACUCGGGCUCUAAGUACCUUUCCGUUUGCCUUAUUGCGAGAUUCAAGCCUUCAAAUAAGCACCCACGUUUACAAUAUCUUUCCAGUCUAUCCCGAUUAAGGUGCUCAAUAAAGGAGUAGGUGAUGUUCACAAAGAAACUGCUGCUAGGCCGUAUAGUCUACAUAAAGCGGCAAUGAAGGUUUGUUUUACUCGUCUGUAAGUUAGUUAGCUAGAUACGACAUUAGGCAUAACUCGUGGGCAUUCGUGUUAUAAUUAGAGGAUUGUUCGAAAAUUUCUGUAGACUCGCUGUCCAUACUUGAAUUUAAGGUUUGACGACAAAUAUAAAGAUUUAACUAAAGUUAGACAUUACAUGCCGGCAUUGCAAAAAUACUGAUUCAUAUCUCUCGCAGCAAAAGAAUACGCUUUCUGUAGUGUUUUUGCUUCAUAGCCGGCUAUUGAAUAUUUUUUACCCUUCAAUGUUCAAAUUACAUGUUUGUGUAUCUGUUAUUUGUGUGUGUGUCUGUGUGUUGACACUUGUAAAUACGCAAAUCGAAGCAACCUUCUUUGACAAUAUCUUCCGUUCCGUGUUACCGUGCUUGCCUACAUGUUUUCUUUCCCUGUUGCUAUACGUAUAUGUAUAUUUAAGCCGAAACACCCCUGUCGCCGUUAGAAGCGACUCGAGUGGUGCUCAAUAUGUCAGUAAUACAGCAUGCCAAAUGACGAGGCCUAAGUGUCCGUCGCCUGGCGAAGAUAAAUACACCUUCCGUAGUGCUAGUCGUUUUCAUGUUCCUUUUCUUUGUGUUGUUGUACCAACGAAUGAAAGUGAACGUGCGCUCGUUGGCGCCUUUUUUUUCGGGCACCAGUUAAAUGAGCAAGGGUUGUAUACUAUGAGGGCUGAAGCGAUCUGUUCUUUGGCGCUUCGCUCUAGUUUGCACUGGUGGUCGCGGUUCGCAGACCCUAGUCUAGUUCCACAAAAGCUGUAAUACAGCUCUCGUUUGCAGUGAGUUGAUUGUAAUAGUACAAGAGGACGCCGUCAAGAUCGGCUACGGAUUUGUUGAGAGCUUAGUGUGCCCGGUCACGAAAAGUCACUUUUGUAGCUGGCAAGGCAUCAGGAGUUCGCUGGACAAGCAGUUUUCUUUAGAGCAUCGUUGGGGGAUGUGUUUAAUCUUUUGAUCCCAGUGUUCACCAAGUGGCGUGUUCGUUACACAGCUCAAGUUCUUUUUUUGGGCCAAGCAAUGUGUGUUCGUGUGCAUGAUCGUUCGUCAGUGAGGCAGCACAUGGGCGGAACAGGUACUCGUCCUGUGCGCCCAUCGUAUUGCUGUGCGGUGGAGUGUUCUUACUGAAGCGGCUGAUGCUGCUGCUGCUGUUGUGACGUUUUCAAGGGCAUAUUUCAUGCAUGAACACUAUUUGCAGUGUUAAUGGCACUGUUUUGCUGGUGGUUAUUACCCUGCAACGGAGAUAGUUGAAGAGUGCUCCUGAAGUGUCACUGUUCGGUGAGACACAUGCUGCAAAUAUCCUUCAGUAAAGUAGUCAUGACUUGAGCAUAUGCCUAUGCUCAUACGCAGAUUACGUAGGGCAAGGAAUUCGGAAACUGCGUAUUAUACGUUAAACCUACAAGUGGGCACUACUUGGUGCACUUGAUGUCUUGGGUAGUGAAUUAUUGAAAAUCAAUAAAAACACUAAGAGUAAAUUAAAGAUAAAUGAAAAGCAUUAUCAUCCGACAGCCACCGACCGCAGGUCGACCAUUAAAAGGCUUUUAUUGUCUAGGCCCAGUAGAAACAUUAAGGUCAUCUGCGUCUUAUCUAUGUGUCACUUUAGAAAUCUCUGAUAUGAUUGUGACGAGUGCAAAAUUAUGACAUUCCUAGUACAUCAAGAUAAGGAAGCUCAGAAAUUAAGGCUCAGAUGGGCAGUGGUGGAAGGAAGACCUGUGGUGAAACUGCCCCAGAAUAGGAGGAAACCAUGCAACUGCGAGUUUGGAUACUUUCUUCAAGAAAAUUACUCUAGUCUAACUCUGUUGCAAGAUGCGUCUUUUGGUAAAGUACACGCAAGUCACUUGUAGGCAGAGAGGGGAUUUUUUUUCUACAAAUAUCCCAAAUAAGUUAAACUGCACCUAGCAUACAUAUUGUGGCAAUUGAUGAAAACCUAGUCACUGCUCGCAGGCAGCGGCUUUUCCCGCUUUUCUCUUUGGUGCUUGCCGUAAGUGAGGAAUACACCCAAUGAAACGUUAGACGUAACACUUGUACUAAUGAGGAGCUACCCUUAAUGCAUUUAUAUAAAAGAGUAUGUCUUAACGGCCGGCAAGGGCUAUCGUUUUGCAUGGACACUGAAUGCCAAAAAAAAAUAUGCGCAAACUUGUGAAGUUGAUGUCAAAGUGUUGGCUGAGAGAAGGAAUGUAUAUAUGUUUUGUACAUAACUAUUUAAAAAAAUGGUCACCACUAUCUGUAUAUAGUAGAUGGUUACGUGUUUCACGACAUCCUGGCGAGAAAUCAGUUGGUGUCAUAUUCGUUUUCAGAUCACACCCUGAAACGUCACUCAACAAUGUGCUGGAUCUUGUGCCAAAUGUUUCGUUGCGCUGUUUUGAACUUGUGUUAGAGGUAUUGCUUGUGUUAAGUUUUCAGGUGUUUAAGUAUAGAAAUGCUGAACUACCUAUUACGUGUUCGUCUACUCACGAUGUUAAAGAAUUAACCGUCAUGGUGUGCCAGUUACCAAAUGAUGUGUCGAGUCCGUGACACACCGAAGAGGACUCCGUAAAAUGAACACUGAAUAACAUUCUUGAGCCUGGUAAAUCUAGGCUGUGCUAAUCAUUCACUUUAUUUUCUAUUACAUGGCUCAUUUUGUGCACUCCGUUUAUUUACACGUUCCCUCAUGUCGAUUUCCAUGGAUUUAGCAGCUUACUUCGGCGUAAUACGAACUAUCAAGUCAUUUUUAACCAACCUCAUGAGCGACGACCCCAAAGAAAGGAAUAAAUGUAUUGUUGAUUCAACGUAAGUUAAGCCAGUAAUGGUUUCUCAGUACGUUUCCAGAGACAACUAAUCAAAUACAUUGUUACGGGGAGAAAUCAUCAUUCGCCGGAUAAUUCGCUCACAAUGGUAUUUCUUUACGUGGCUGGAGUUGUCAAAGUUGUCCAAUGCCGCCCUCUUCAUCAUGAUAUUCUGUCGUUUGCUAUUGGCGAUGCUAUUGGAAUAUUAUAACCAACUAUGUUCUUUACAGUGAUUGCUAUCACAUGGCAACCAUCGUCGUACCUCACAAAUGAGAAGCACUGUAAGUCUGAAACCUUGUUUUUGACUGCUCAGGAGAACAAGGUUCAGAAGAAUUUCUGGUCAACCGGAUAGUUUCUUUUAAAGGCGUUAUAACCAAUGUGCACCAGCCGCCAGCUCCAGAUAUCUACAUAGAAAAGCGCGAAAGCCCAGCAGAUGUGCCGCGAAUGUUCUGUUUGCCGUUGAAGCAGCCGCAGCUGCUGGUUUAAGGAAUACUAGGGAAAAAUCUUUACAUGAAACAGUGUAGGUUGCUCUCCCAACCAAUGCUUAUUGAUCUGACUUGAGAGAACAAUAAAAAUAAAUCAGUUCUCUGCACCACCGCGUACUAAGGAAACUCACGAUUGAGCAAUGCAGAACUGAACUUAUUUUCCCGAUGCACAAAACGGCGAAACUGCUGGUUUUAAGCGGCAUCUCAUUCAAUAACACUAUGCACGAACAGAGAGAAGCAUAGUUAUCUGCACGACAACGUAAAUAAAGGCAGUUGUGUUAUGUUUACUGGAGGAGACCUGCUAGAUAUUCGAAUGUCUGUACAUCCUCUUCACAUUUACAGGCAAGGCGAUGAAUCAGUCAGACGCUUUACUUUUAUUUUUUCCAACGAAGGGGCGAAGUGUUUCGUUCGACCGAUGGCUUUGCUAGGUUUGCUACUUCUCUACGAGAUUCCCAUAUUAAAAAAAUAUCGAAAGCACUUUACGGCGCUGAGAGAACGUUGAUCAAUAUCGCGGAACUAGUCCUAUCCAGCAGACAUCUGAUGAAACAGAUCUGAAGCCGACGUCCACCACCCGCUGUGGGUUUGCCCUGCGUUGAAAGCGACGAGGCUCCGGCACCUCGCAGCAGCGGGACUUUCGCCGCAUAAUCCUAGCCACUACACGACUUGGACGCAGGGACCACAUUAUCAAUCCCUCCUGGGCUUUAUUAGAUCCGCAAAUCUCUUUUCAUUCAC